Phaedon cochleariae (mustard beetle) is the source of this 2494-nucleotide messenger RNA. The record is from the annotation of a GenBank genome assembly. NCBI's taxonomy places the organism in Eukaryota, Metazoa, Arthropoda, Insecta, Coleoptera, Chrysomelidae.
UUCAACAUUUAGCAGAUUCAAACGGUCAGAAGUUAUCUGGAUUAGUUAAAUAUCGUUCAUUAGAAAGGUCAUAACCAGAAUAUAAAAUAAGUACGAUAAGGCAGCAUUAUAUAGUUCAGUAUACGACUAGGCCAAACUAUAGCAGACUGACAUGGCUAAGUCACUGCUCAAUGGAAAAGUAUAUGAAAUGCAGGGAUAUUGGAAGAACUUUCCAUUACUAUUUCUAGUAACGCUUUGCUUGAGUUUGGUACAUUCAGCUAGUAUUGUAAAUAGUAAAGACAUGGGUCUGCCUCAAUCUCCGAUAACAUUCUGUACAUCGGACGACUGCUUGAGAUCAGCAGCCCACCUGAAACUCUCCAUGAACCUCAGCGUGAAUCCCUGCGACAACUUCUAUCUCUACACGUGCGGCAGGUGGAUAGAACAGCACCCAAAUUACGAGAAAUGGCCCGCCUUCGAUGGAUUCGAUAUCAUUGAUCAACAGGUGGCUAAAGCCGAGUACGCAGUUUUGACAGCCAAUGCCAGCGACAAUUCUCGCGAGGAACUCGGUAUAUCCGCAAUCUACCAACACUUGGAAAAUGCUGACCUACCAAUAAUCCCAAGCUACAUUUCUUUGUCAGGGGAGGAAAUGGAAAAUUUUACUUUCGACUGGCUCAGAACUGAAGCUCUACUGAAACAAAGUAUGACAGUGGAUGUUUUCAUUGGAACUAUAGUAUCAGUGAAUAUAUUCAAUAGCUCAGAGUACGUGAUAAUGGUGGGAACACCAGAUAGUGAAACGCCUCUUCCAAGUCCUCCCAAAGAACCAGAAGAAUCAGUUGAGGAUGAGGAGAGAAGGAAUUUAACAAUAACAGUCAAAACGAAAAUUAUCAAAUACAUUUUGAAAAAAAUUGUGAAGGAUAAAACAGGGGAAAGAGCUGAAGCUGAUAAGUUACAGGAAGCGGUCGAUGUUAUAUUGAGGAUCGAAGAAGAACUGGCAGAGAUUGCCAACAAUUUCAGCGAUCCGAAUGCUAAGAUGGAGGAUAUUCGAGCAAACAAUUUUAGCAACCUCCAGAAUCGCAUAGACGAACUCUUAUCUCCACCUAAGCCUAACCUGUGGCUAAACUACUUCAACGAUCUUUUCAAUGGCACUAACGUCAAUUUUGAUCCUGAAAAAGUCUCAUUCCUGGAGGAUAUUCAAUAUAUUAGGAUCGACUGCGUCAUGUCCAAAAUAAACAUGCACAAUUGCACAUACAUAGCCUACCUAAAUAUAAUCGUAUUGUUUAGCUUACUUAGUAAUGUCACGCAAAAAUCUACAAAACCUAUGAAAAUUUGGGUAGAAAUUAUGAUAAACAACAUGAGGAAAGCUUUUAUGGAACAUGUACACGAUAUAACGUGGAUGGACAAAGAAACAAAGAAAUUAACGAUUGAGAAAGCAGAAGAAAUAUUACUUUACAUCGGCUAUCCCGAAUGGAUAUCCCGAAAAGAUGAAUUGGACAAGUAUUAUGCUGACGUUAUCAUAGAACCAGACGCAUAUUUAGCAAAUAUCAUCAGUACCGUCAGAUCAUACAAUAUGAAAAAAUUGGGUUCCUUGAGGAAAAAAGCGGUGCGAGAAUGGGAACCCAGAGAUUUUGAUCAAAGUGAGGCUAUCAAAGCAAACGCUUUCUAUUCACCCCAACAUAAUGCCAUAGAAGUACCAAUGGUAGUUCUCAGAUACCCCAUGUAUAGGCUGGGACUAGAGCUACUAAAUUAUGGAGCAGUGGGUGCAAUUUUGGGACAUGAAAUAACUCAUGCAUUCGACAAUGACGGUCAGUAUUUAGAUGCUAAAUAUACGCGGUGGGCUAAAAAUCUACAUAAAAGUCGGAAAUUUGAUAAAUUUGGCAACCAGAGAACAUGGUGGAGUAAUGAUACAAUCGAGAAUUUUCAAAAUUUGACUGGAUGUUUCAUUGAUCAUUAUGAAGAUAUUUCUCUUGAAGGUGUUGAUGGAAAAAUAAAUGGAACAGUAACACUUGGUGAGAACAUAGCAGAUAAUGGAGGAUUACGUGCAGCUUUCAAUGCUUACCAUCAUUAUGAAAAAACGUAUGGUGUAGAACCCAAACUGCCAGGUUUCGAAAAUUUCACCACUUCCCAAACGUUUUUCAUUGCAUACGCUAGUGCAUGGUGCAUGGAGUUAGAACCUAAAAUGAGCCUCAACGAAGAGACUGAUGCUCAUGCGCCACACUACUUGCGAGUUUUGGGAACACUUCAGAAUUCCGUAGACUUUUCUGCUGCCUUCCAAUGUCCCGAAGGAAGUUUCAUGAACCCUAAGAAAAAAUGUAAUAUGUGGUAGAACUUGACAGUGCGUUGUUUUUUCUUGGAUUAAAAGUGACACAUUGUUGGAGAAGUGCGUUAACGAGGCGAAGCCAUACGAAUCAAAAAAUUGGCAAACAGACAUUUUUUAUUCGAUUGAAAUAUUCUGUAAACAGAAGAAUUGUUAUCUAAUUGAUAAAAUAUAAUUGAAAUAUAAUUAUUCACGUUGUGA